Molecule: messenger RNA, 2589 nt
Organism: Colletotrichum orchidophilum
Lineage: Eukaryota; Fungi; Ascomycota; Sordariomycetes; Glomerellales; Glomerellaceae
Product: RNA-binding protein
Exons: 4
Coding region: 1-2589 (862 amino acids)
Biological process (GO): mRNA splicing, via spliceosome
Cellular component (GO): nucleus
Molecular function (GO): RNA binding
Source: RefSeq, a predicted model, not a curated record
AUGUACGAGGACAACAAUCGCGCGCGCGAGAGGGGACCGCACGAGCGACGAAGAUCCCCUCUACGAGAUCAACAACAGUAUCCAGACAACGACGGCUUUCGGACGCGGCAGGACUCUUCUAGGUCUCCCCCCAGGAAUAACCUCGAGCUGUCCUACGACGACGAUAACGACGCCGCUGAGGACACCCGCCGUCGUGACCGCGACUGGGAUCGGGACCGGAAUUGGGACCGUGAGACAGCGGAAUAUCGCGCCAGAGACUACGACCGCUACUACCAUGGACCGCCGCGUGAGGCCUACGAGCCACGUUCUAGAUCGGGAGAUCAAGGCAGUGGUCGGGAUGACUAUAUGGAUCGCCGUGAUGAAGACGCUGCGGUACUUCACCCACAUGACGGCGACGACCGCGGAUCACGUCAUUACGAUCGAAGUGGCCGGGGCUACUCUCGCCCUUACUACGACGAUGGCCCUCGCCGCGAUGAUGCCCGACGUGGUCCUGACGAGGAUCUUCAUCAUUUUUCCACCUCUCCAGGUGGCAGCCCAGGUCGCCAUCCUCGUCGCGAUCGUUCUGCAUCGCCUCUUCGACAAGCUGGUGCUCCGAGUGAUACUGUGAUCCUUGAAGGCUUGCCGUCCGACGUGCCUCUGGAAACGGUGCGAGAAUGUCUCUUCCAGCAGUCCGAUCUAUCGCGAUAUCCAUCUGUUGAUGUCCGCAUCCCCUCGGCUGGGCGAGGUAAGCGUCGUGCUUUCGCGCAGUUCGAGAGUGUCGAGCAAGCGGUCGAAUUCGUCAAAGGAAACUACCCCAAGCUUGUUAUCAACUUCUUUGAUGGCGGACCGGAUGGUGACACGGAUGGGGUGACCCUCAUCUACAUCCACUACGCAAGGAACCGCGAUGAUGCCGAGCGAGAAAGCCGCGCUGGACCUGCCGCCAAUUGGAGCUGUCCGACUUGCGACUUUUCAAACUAUGCGACGAGGAGCCGCUGCAAAAAUUGCGGCGGUUCACCCACAGAUCCGUCCCAAUACCGGUAUCUGUUGACUGGUGAGAGUGAUGCGGCCGAUACGCCUUCCCAAAUCUUGGUGUUCUUUCCCUUGGCACCCUCCGUUAAUGAGGAUGUGUUCUCGGCCGGUGCCGCAAAACUUGAACUUGUUCAAAAGCAAGCAUCGGCAAAGAACUCUGGCGACGGGCCAAAGCUCAAGUCCACGGCACCGACUGGCGACGCGUCUGGCUACGGCGCAAGGCCAGGCUCGCUCCACCGCACAUUCUUGAUACGUGAUCAAGACACGAACGAGUCGUUCAACUUUGGAUUCGCUGAGUUCUGGACUGUGGAAGAUGCAUUGGCGGCGAUGCAAAAGUUUAAAAUGAUGCGCGAAUUCACCAUUGCAUCGAAACCCGUCACAGUUUCGACUAUCCACCUUGGCGUCUUCGUGCCAGAACUCCGGGAAGUGACUGCUACUAACGAGCGCGUCUCGUUCAACCCGCUGUUCAACCCGACUAUUCGGGUCAAGUACUGGGAACCCCACGUUUAUCCUAGCCAGAGAGUGAUCACCGAGGUAGCUCCGGGCAGUACCUCUAGGGAUGGAAGCAAAGCAGACGCUACCGAAGAGGCAAAGAAGGGCAAAAAGCGCAAGGCAGACGGAAAUCUGCCCGCCUCUUCAACCAAGAAGUCGGUGCCGAUGGCUGGACAAAUGGCGUUCUGGCAGAAGCGGCAUGUCGAAAUACACGAGGGCAAACGAGCCGCUGAUGCUGCCGGUGAAGAUAGCCAGUCUGAGGGGCGCGCGCCGGUAAAGAUAUCUUUGUCUGGCCCGAACGCAAUUCCUACUGGCCCUAUCAAGAUCUCUCUAACCGGCGCGAGUCUGCCAAAAUCCCCUGUCCCGGCGGCAGCAUCGGUCCCUACUACAUCCUCGCCUUUGCCAGGGGCUGGCGGUCCCGACAAGACAUCCACGACAGAAGCAACAGUAUCUUACGUGGACCGCGAAAAGAUCUGCUGCUUGAUCUGUAUGAUGAAGUACAAAUCCCUAGAUGAUCUCAACACGCACGAGAAGUCGAGAAAUCACAAGAAUGCCACAGCAGACGAGGAAAAGGUCAAGGCAGCCAAGCCGCGACUAGCUGCACGUGACAAGCGGAUGGCGAAACAAGCCGAAGAACAGCCAGCGGUAGCGGCGACGAACGAAGAAGCUGCGCCGCAGUACCGAGACCGCGCCAAGGAGCGAAGGGAAGUCUUUAACCAACCCGCGAAACCCAAGGUCCCCAUUCAAGGCGGUGACAAGUCGGCGCGCAAAGAUGACAAGGCGCCCACCCGUCCGGCGGGGGCCCCAAAGGAGAAGACGCCGCCGUCGCCGCCGCCUCCGCAGUCCAAGGGUGCGGGGAUGUUGGCCAAGAUGGGCUGGAACACGGGACAGGGCCUCGGUGCCAACGGCGACGGCCGCACAGAGGUGAUUGCCACGCACGCGUACCAGGAGGGCGUCGGCCUCGGCGCCGAGGGCGGAAACCUGGGCGACGCGGCGGAGCUUGCGCAGCGCAAGACCACGAACAGUUAUGCGGAGUACGUCAAUACGGUGCAGGAUAGGGCAAGGGAGCGGUAUAACAAGAUGAACUGA